Molecule: messenger RNA, 7412 nt
Organism: Artibeus jamaicensis (Jamaican fruit-eating bat)
Lineage: Eukaryota; Metazoa; Chordata; Mammalia; Chiroptera; Phyllostomidae
Gene: CRAMP1
Product: cramped chromatin regulator homolog 1
Exons: 21
Coding region: 286-4119 (1277 amino acids)
Biological process (GO): pattern specification process
Cellular component (GO): nucleus
Molecular function (GO): chromatin binding
Source: RefSeq, a predicted model, not a curated record
UAGCCGGAACUGCUGAGCGCGGCUGGCUGGGUCUCCGGGAGGCUGAGGGGUGGCUGCACUGGCUCCCGCAGCCCAGUCAGCCGUACCCCGGCUGCGGAGGGGACGUGCUGGGGCGAGCGUCACCCAGUGACUGUUUCCGAAGUGGGAGCACCACACCAGCGUCGCAGACUCAGUGCAGCCGGCGCUCCGGGCCCGGGGCUGCCCCGCCCGGCCAGAUCUGAGGGCGCCGGGUAGGCCCCCGGGGGCCGGGGAAGCCAGGGUGCUGCGAGACAUUGAUGAAAAAGGAUGACAGUGAAGUUGGGAGACGGCGGCGGCGGGGAGGAAGGGCUCAAGAGGCUGGGCAAGAGGGCAGCCGAUGAAGACGCACUGGAGGGAGAGGGGGCCGGCGGUGGGGACGCGGCCGAAGACAGCGGUGGCACAAAGAGGGACAGCAAGACCCCCCGAAGCGGCGGCCCCCCAGCCCCUGAGGGCGGCCCACAGGCCCCGUCCCCACCGCCCUCCUGUCCCCAGGACCAGCACCACUUCCUACGGUCCAGCGUGAGGCCACAGAGCAAAAGGCUCAGGAAGGACUCGUCAGGCGCCACGGGGAGCAGCAACGCAAGCAGCUCUGGGCCUCGCGGAAAAGGAGCUGAUGGUGGUGGAUCAUCAUCCGGAAAUGGGUCUGGGGUUGCCCCUGCUGCUCCUGCAGGGGCCUCUCGCUCCUCCUCCCGGAACCUAGGAUCUUCUGGCGGUGAAAAGGAAGAAGGCAAAAAGGUCCGUCGGCAGUGGGAGUCGUGGAGCACCGAAGACAAGAACACUUUUUUUGAGGGACUGUAUGAGCAUGGGAAAGACUUUGAAGCGAUCCAGAACAACAUAGCCCUCAAGUAUAAGAAGAAGGGCAAGCCCGCCAGCAUGGUGAAGAACAAGGAGCAGGUGCGGCAUUUCUACUACCGCACGUGGCACAAGAUCACCAAGUACAUCGACUUUGACAAUGUGUUCUCUCGAGGGCUGAAGAAGUCGUCCCAGGAGCUGUAUGGUCUGAUCUGCUACGGGGAGCUACGCAAGAAGAUUGGGGGCUGUAUGGAUGACAAGAAUGCCACAAAGUUGAAUGAGCUCAUUCAGGUUGGGGCCACCACAGUACGUUAUAAAGGGAGAAACCUACGGAUAAAAGCGCCCAUGUGCCGAGCCCUGAAGAAACUCUGUGACCCAGACGGCUUGAGUGAUGAAGAGGACCAGAAGCCAGUGCGUCUACCCCUGAGAGUCCCCGUAGAGCUGCAGCCGAGGAACAACCAUGCCUGGGCCCGCGUGCAGAGCCUGGCCCAAAACCCCAGGCUCAGGAUGAUUGUGGAACUCCAUCGGAAGGUCUCCAGCCUCAUUGAAUUCUUAAAGCAGAAGUGGGAGCUCCAUGAAGUGCGAAUUCGAAAGACACUUGCGGAGCGGCAGCUGCAGGACUCAUUUGUGGAGUCGUCACAGGAGAAAGUGGUGCUGCACCUGUUCCCGGGAGAGAACUGUACACUGACCCCGCUUCCAGGAGUGGCUCGUGUGGUGCACUCCAAGGCCUUCUGCACAGUGCAUUGGCAGGAGGGUGGCCGGUGUAAGCAGAGUUCCAAGGAUGCCCACUCGCUGCCUCCAGCCCAGAUCCUGGGCAUCCAGAGUGGGCAGGGUACAGCCAGGGGCCAGGUGAAGUACCCAAGGGGUGGCACCGAAGGCAAGGGUGGGGGGCGGCCUCCUCCUGCCACGGAUGCUUCCCAGAGCUCCGGAGAGAGUUCCCCUGAAAGUGCCCCUGGGGAGGGGGCUGCCCUAAGCCUCAGCAGCCCGAAUGCUCCCGACAGGCUCCCCCCUGGGCUCCAAGACACUGGGGUACGGCUUGAGAAGACUCCUAUGGCAGCUCCUGUAGAGGGCGGAGACAGCCCAGUCCAAGAGCCCGGGGCUGUGAUAUGUGCCUGUGGCCAGCUCCCAGAGCUGGAGGAUGAGCUCUCUCUCCUGGACCCCUUCCCCCGCUACAUGAAGUCCUGCCAGGACCUCAUCAUCCCUGAGCCAUGCCACUGCGUAGACUCUCAGCCCUCAGCAUGUGUUUCCCCAGAGACUCACACUCCUAGCAGUGCAGAGGCGGCUGACCUUGCCCGGGCCAGAGCACCAUCCCCUGUCCGCAGCCUUCCUGGCCUGGAGCUUCAGCCCAGCCCAGGGCCCCAGCCAGAUGUUUGCACUAAAGACUCAGUAGAUGCUCCUUCAGAGGAACCCCAGGAGAAGGCAAGCUCCUUGGACCCCCCGCCACUUCAGGGACAGCCUUCUGUUAGGCCCCUGAAGGACAUCCCUCCCAGCCGCCUGGCCCAGCAGCUCCGUGAGGAGGGCUGGAACCUGCAGACGUCUGAGAGCCUGACACUGGCCGAAGUCUACCUCAUGAUGGGAAAGCCAAGCAAGCUGCAGCUGGAGUAUGACUGGCUGGCUGUGCUGGGUCCCGAGGGCCAGGCCCCUAGUGGCUCCCCACCUGCUGCCUUCCACAAGCAGCGCCUCCUCAGCUGCCUCCUGAAGCUCAUCUCCACUGAGGUCAACCCCAGGCUGGCUCCGGAAUCGAAUGCCGGCUCUAUGGCCUCAGUGAGGCCUGCCCAGGAGGAGCAGUUGACAACUGCCCCUGGGAAGGUGGUGAACAUCAGUUCCCGGAGCCCCCGCUGCCCUCGAAACCAGUCUGCCCUUCGCAACAGCAAGACCUUCUCUCCCAGCUCUGCGCCUUGCCCCUCCUCAGGUUUGAGAAACCCUCCAAGACCCCUCUUGGUGGCUGGUCCCUCCAGUACAGGAAGCAGUGAUUCAGAUGGUGGCCUUUUUGCUGUCCCAACAACUUUGCCACCCAACAGCCGACAUGGGAAGCUCUUUUCUCCCAAUAAAGAGACAGAAUUGACUUUCCUUCAGCAUCUGAACUCCAUCAGCAUGCAGUCGGAUUUCUUCUUGCCAAAGCCCCGGAAAUUGCAGAACCGGCACCUUCGGAAGCCACUGGUGGUCCAGAGAACCCUGCUUCCUAGACCAUCUGAAAACCAGUCCCACAAUGUCUGCUCCUUCUCUAUCAUGUCAAAUUCCUCCAUAACUGGGAGAGGAUCGUUCCGGCCCAUCCAGUCCUCCCUGACCAAAGCGGCUCUGUCUCGGCCAAUCAUGCCCAAGGUCCUUCCACCCCAGGCCACAGGCCACCUGGCCAGUGCUGUUGACUUAGCAGCUACAAGUGCUGGCAUUAUCCCCGGGAGCCCCCUCCCCGUCUUGGACGCCGAGGGCUUGUCUGGCAUCUCUCCACUGUCUUCGGAUGAGGCGACAGCUACCCUCUCGGGUCACAACUCUACUGGCACCCACCAAAAUAGAGACCCUAUUCCCACUGUGGGGAGUACAAGCGAUCCAUUUAUCAGCAUCCCCCCAAGGCCUGAGCAGGAGCCAAUGACAGACGACUUCCAGGGUUCGCCUGUUCUCUCCUUAUCAGAGCUGUCCAAGGCUCCUCCCCACAAUGGACUGUCCACCUCGCCCUUGGCAGAGGGCUCCAGCACGCGGCUCUCCCCACCUAAUGUUUCUGCUCUGCUGGAUAUCUCCCUGCCUGGCCCACCUGAGGACGUGCUCUCGCAGGGAGAGCCUGCUACUCAGAUCAGUGACUCCAUUAUCGAGAUUGCCAUCAGCUCUGGCCAGUAUGGUGAAGGAGUCCCUCUUUCUCCAGCAAAACUAAAUGGCAGUGACAGUUCCAAGAGUCUCCCCUCCCCAUCCGGCAGCCCCCAGCCAGACUGGAUUGCCUCACCCACCCACGACCCCCAGUGGUGCCCCAGUGACCCCACGGACUCAUCCCUCAGCAGCUUGUUUGCAAGCUUCAUCUCCUCGGAUAAGGGCCGGAAGAUGCUGCCGACUCCCGUGGGGACCCACAGUGGCACCUCCCUGCUGGGCCCCAGCCUGCUAGAUGGAAACUCGAGAGACUCGUUUGUGUCCAGAUCCUUGGCCGAUGUGGCAGAGGUUGUGGAUUCCCAGCUGGUGUGCAUGAUGAACGAAAACAGCGUCGACUACAUAUCUCGGUUCAACGACUUGGCCCAGGAGCUGUCCAUUGCUGAGCCCAGCCGCCGAGAAGUUCUGUUCGAUGGCAGUGGAGGUGCACCCCCUGUCAGCGACCUGUCCCAGUGAACGUACCUCAUCAUGGGGGCAUCCUAGAGGCAUCAUAGGAGGGCUUACGGGGCUAGUGGUCCUCAACUGUGGUGGGUAUAGCCCUCUUCAGACUAGAAAAACACAAAUCAAGCCCAGGACCCCCAGAAGACGGUCAGAAUGGAGACACCUCUGCACUCCAGAACAUGCAAAGUGCUGGAAGUCGUGUCCCAACAGGCAUAGGGCAGCAGUGGCCUGGGAGAUGAGGCCGAGUUCUGGAAGGGUCAGUGUCAGACAUCACUGUGGCCUUGGAGCGGUUCUUCGUUCUUCACCAGUUGUGGGAUCUCAUAUUGGGGUCUGCGUAACGACUGUGUAUCUCCACCCAGGCUUCUGCCUUGUUUGUUGUCUUGGACAGUCCACUGGGUUUUAACUUUCUGAAAGAAAGGGGUGCGUCCUGGGUAUGUCCCGGUGUAGUUGUUGUGUCGGGGAAGUUGUAAUCUCCCUGCUCUCUGCAGGGAGCCUCCAGACCAUGGCCACAUUCUUUCUGCCAAACCUGUGCCACACUUUGGUUGCUUCUCUGCAGAGUGAUGAUGGAGGGAGGCAGGGUGGGGGGAACUGCUAGGCCUGGCCUGGGCUUUGCCUGGUGAUAUCUGCACCCAUAGACAGCAGACACUUCAGGGGACACUGAUCACAGGGCAGCAGGAGGGUCCCAAGUCAGUGUAACUGGUGCCAUCACCCCAGGAAUACUGAUCCUGCCUGGUGCUUCCCCAUCUGGAUGUUUUUUUCCAAACAGGGAAGGGAAGAAUCAUGUCUUCUGCAUGAUUGUGUGGACUUUUAGAAAAAAUCCUGGUAAUCUGGUGGGAGAAUGUUUCUCUUAUUUGAAGAAUUAGACAAUGAAGAGGUAAAACAAUUUAGUUGGUUUCCUUCCUGCAUCCAUCUCCAGGUUUCCUCUAGGUGAGGAUCUACAAUGUUACUUCUCUCUAUUGGGAUGAUGCCUGAGCUCUUGUUUGACUACAGUUAAGACUUUCCUGAUGCGUUCUUGAACUUCUGGUGUGUUACUGUUUGGCAUCUGUGACCAUUCGACUGUGCAGGGAUGGUUUUCUCCUUCAGUCCCUUUUGCCUUUUGUUAGCCUAAGAGCAUAAAACACUAUGAUGCAUAGGUUUAAUCCCUUGUGUCUGCUUUUGUCCUGUGGUCUCCUAUUUCACUGCGUCCUGGUGCAGUUAGAGCGCUAACCACAUCCCUGUGUUGUGCUCUGUGAACUUCCCUGGGUGAUCAGUUGUCACCCCUGCAGGGGGUCCAGCAUCUAGUUCUUCCACAGAACGGAGCUAUAACAAGGCUCCCACUAGCCUUUCCAGGAGUUUUUCCUCUAACGUGGCUUCCUUCUUUCAGACCUGGUUCUAGGCACAAGCAUCACUCACAGGAAAAGUUCCAAAGCUCUGGAGAUAUGAAAGAAAGGGACCCGGCGCUGCGUUAUUAAAAGAUAUAGACAGCAUUGUUUGAACCAGAGUAUCUUUAAAGUACUUGUGUUUUGUGAUCAGUAUAUCAGCUUCCCGAAAUUAGUACCUUAUUGAGCUGAACAAGAUCAGAAUAUCUUUCUCUGAGCAUCUUACUUUGUUGGGUCUGCAGUAGGUUAGGAAACCAGGCUGAGCUUAGGCCACAACUAGCUUCCUCAUAACUCUCCACUGCGUGGGACCAGAGAUGCCAAGUAAUGUUAGAGCACAGAUGCCAAUGGCGGUGUGUGCUGUGCCAGAGUUGUAGGGCUCCUGAGCUGCGUGCGUGUUCAUCGGGGGACACCUGGCGGCAGCUGGUCAGUUGGCACCUGUUACUCAGUGAUCCAGAAAAGGAGAAAACUCUGGAAACUCAGAUCAGCUUCUGUAGGCUAUUUGGUAGCACUUCCUGCCUAGGUCUCUGGCAUAGGCUCCAUUUGGGAGUUGCUGACUGGCCGGUGUCAUUCAUUGGGGGAAGUGGGCUACAGAAAAGAGUAGACGAACUCUUCUCACCUGUAACAACGUUCACAAGUUUUCAGAGAAUUCUGCUUCUUUAGCAAUCAGAUACUUAAUAUAAGUGUUUGUUUGCCAUAUUAAGGGGGAAAUGGUGUCAUUUGUAGCAUUAUAAGGAUGAAAGCAUUUUUUUCCCAGCCUAAGUGAAUAUUAAAAUAAGCAACUGUUAGAGGCUAAAAUUUGCAAAAGACCCAAAUAGGAAAGCCUCCCGUCUCCUGCAUCUUUCUCUGCCUUUCCGUGGAAGUUGUACUAGUUUCAGUAUACACCUGUGGCUUCCUUGUACAUUUGCACAUGUUGUAAUUAAGAACAGAUCGGUUUCUCAGAGACAUGUUUUCCUGGUCACUCUAAUGUCGUCUAGCAUCUUUUUGCUGAUUCAUCUUUUAUGAAGAGUGACUGUCUCUGGUCUCGGGGGAGUUGGUGUUGUGGCCUUGGUUCUUACUGUGACUGUCCAGUGGUGAGCAUUCCCUUCUCUAAAAACAUGUACAUCGGUCAUCACAAGGUUCCACAUGAAGUUUGUGAUGACAUUUUUUAUUUCUCUGUAUCUUCUGGGCGUAGAGCACUUGCUCUACAUCCAGGAAGUGGGGAUAAUUGGAAACAUUUCAUCAGCUAAUCUACUUGCUUUCUCACAUCUUCAGGUUCUCAGCCUCAGAAUCUCAUUCUUUAGCAUUCUGUAUCAUGGCCUCAAUUCUGAUGGGUGUCUCUUUCAGUGUAAUAACAUUUUAACCGAUAUCACACCAUGGAACCCAAACUUGUGCAGAAAAAAGUUAUGGAAUAAAACACUGGAAACAAGCGGAUGAGGAGCAACCAGCUGCUGUGGGUUGUUUUUGUUUUUUAAGGCAUUGAGAUCUAUCAGAUGCAUUUGUGAGGAAAUAGGGCACUUUGUCUUGAGAGGGGAAAAGAACCACAGCAGACCUUUCCUGUCAAAGCUCUCCUAAUCCCACAGUAGUUUGUAAGUCUCACUAAGUUCAGGCUUGGAAGCACUACAGCAACCUGUACCCUUUGUUCUAAAACAGGAUAACUGGCUCCAGAGCUUCUGGUCUGGGCAGCGGAAUUUACUGCUGUUUCUUUUAAAUAAUCGUUAAGCCAUAUCAUAUAAGGUUUUUGGCUUGUUUGAGAUGUGAAUUUGUUUUAUAGAUAAUAAAUAUACAUAUACAAUGUAUGUAUAAAGCAGAAUGCCUGUCCUUCCUGAUUACUUUUUGUACCAUAUUGUAAAUUACAUUAUUUAUUCUUUACCAAUUUUGGGAAUAAAAGGUGUUUCGGUUAUUUAAUAUAAUAAACAAAAGCUGUUAAACUUCUUAUGUUUAAAUUUCCAGUUUAACUUGUAAAUGUUUUUA